Neofelis nebulosa (Clouded leopard) is the source of this 2059-nucleotide messenger RNA. RefSeq names its product DSN1 component of MIS12 kinetochore complex (gene DSN1). NCBI's taxonomy places the organism in Eukaryota, Metazoa, Chordata, Mammalia, Carnivora, Felidae. The record is from RefSeq and is a predicted model, not a curated record. The transcript is spliced from 11 exons. The coding region runs from base 303 to 1349 and encodes 348 amino acids. Gene Ontology annotation, cellular component: MIS12/MIND type complex. Gene Ontology annotation, biological process: cell division; mitotic sister chromatid segregation.
GCGCGGGUGGUGGCGCGGCUCGCGGACUGCUCCGUAGACGGCCGCAGUGGCGCAGAGGCUCGAAGGGCGACCUGUGGCAGCGGAGAGUGAUUUGCGGGCUUGUAUCUCAGGGGCGGAGGCUGCGGGCUAGACCGGCGUCUUCCCGAGGUCAGGAAGUCGCAGACCUUUCCACCAGACCCUCCGACUCACACCCUCACCAGCUUCCUUGGCGUCGGACGUCUCCGCCCAGCCCAGACCGGUCGCCGCCCCCAGACUUUGGGGACCUGGGGCACUGCGGCCUCCUCCUGGGUGCUUCAUCCAGAAUGACCUCAGUAUUUAGAUCAGAGACCAUGGAAGUGCUAGAAGAAGAACCGGUGACAUCUAAGACUCAUGAUCAUCAACUGGAAUCGGAUACCAUCCCUGUGGAAGUGUGUAAUAAAUCACCUGCCUCCCUGGAGAUAACUCAAGGCGUUUCAAAGGAAAGAAUUUACCUUGGCUCUAGCCCUAAAGUGGGAGGAAGUUGUGAUCUCAGCCACCAGGAAGGACUUCAGUCCAGGUCCCUUCAUUUGUCCCCUCAAGAACAAUCUCCCGAUCAUCAAGAUAAGAGUCAAUCUUGGAGGCGAGCAAGUAUGAAGGAAAUGAACCGGCGGAAGUCACUGCCUCCCUUUCAUCAGGGCAUCACAGAGCUCAGCAGAUCUAUCAGUGCCAACUUAGCAGAAAGCAAACGGCUUGGCGCUCUCCUGCUUUCCAGUUUCCAGUUCUCAGUUCAGAAACUUGAACCUUUCCUAAAGGACACUGAGGGCUUCAGUCUUGAAAGUUUUAGAGCCAAAGCAUCUUCCCUUUCUGAGGAAUUGAAACAUUUUGCAGAGAGCCUGGAAAGUAAUGGAACUUUACAGAAAUGUUUUGAAGAUUCAAAAGGAAAAGCAUCAGAUUUGUCUCUGGAAACAUCAGUGGCUGAGAUGAAGGAAUACAUAACAAAAUUUUCUUUAGAACGUCAGUCUUGGGAUCAGCUCUUGCAACGAUACCAGAAGGAGGCUGAAGACAUUUCCAGAGAAUCAGUUGAAACCAAAGUUACCGAAGUUGAAGUGGAACCUGCAACAUAUCUUGGGUCAUCCCAGAGUGAAGUCCUUCACACAAAGCCUGACUACCAGAAGAUAUUGCAGAACCAGAACAAAAUCUUUGAUUGUAUGGAGUUGAUGAUGGAUGAACUACAGGGAUCAGUGAAACAGCUGCAGGCUUUUAUGGCUGAAAGUACCCAGUGUCUCCAGAAGGUGUCAGUACAGCUUGGGAAGAGAAGCACACAGCAGUUAGAUCCGUCACCAGCUCGAAAACUGCUCAAGCUUCAACUGCGGAACCCACCAUUGCUCUAGAUCUUGUCAGUGACUUCAUGCAGCUUUCCUGCCAUAAGGUGCUCCAGAGGAGAGAAAUGGAAGAAUGCCCCAGCACAUGGUGAUUGCAUGGUGGUCUGAGCUGGUGAUAGCUGCCCUGUUGCCUUUGAGGAUAACUGGCUGAAUGUAGAGUACUUCAGUUUUUUUCUAAAUGUGACAGAACUUAUGCAUCUGAAAGAGUAGCAUAGAUACUUUUUCCAAGAAUGUGCAAAAUGCUUGCAACUUCUAUUGUGAAAUGACCUUGAGAACUAGUAGUCCAUUCUUUUAAAUAUCCUUCAUGGUCAGUAAUCUUCAUUUUGUGAAGGUGUUUUUUAGGUUUUGAAACAAUCCAGAGUCAUUCAGGACCAAAUCCAGGGACACAUUUUAGGGGUCAAGUUGGAUUCUGGUAGGAAAGGAAUGGGACUGAUUUUCUGGUAUGGCCCUGAAGGUGAUUUCAGGUAGUGAAGUUUUGAACAUUGUUUGCAUCACAUGGCUACGUGUAUCACUUCACACGAUGUCCAAAUUGAAGGAAAUACCGCUUAGUCUCUGUCCUGUUAUCUACAGUGUGCUUUAGCUUUUAAUAUUGAAUUGAUAUCCUAAAUCCUGGAUUCAUAGCACAAAGAGGCUAAGUACUAUUUUUCAUUGUUCUCUAUUUUUAAUAAUUUGCAUUAUAAAAUUGCACAUUAUUAAAAGCUUUCUUUUGUCUUUGUGUA